This is a messenger RNA of Oncorhynchus keta (chum salmon), 2677 nucleotides long. RefSeq names its product coiled-coil domain-containing protein 106-like. Gene Ontology annotation, cellular component: nucleoplasm. The transcript is spliced from 9 exons. Lineage: Eukaryota; Metazoa; Chordata; Actinopteri; Salmoniformes; Salmonidae. Bases 264 to 1496 code for a protein of 410 amino acids. The record is from RefSeq and is a predicted model, not a curated record.
UGCGUAAAAGAAGCAGUGAGCUUGCUACUAGUAAAAUGGCUAGCUGCUGACUAUCUAGCUAGCCUGUGUAAGACGAGUCCUUAUGGCAAUUUGAUGUGUAGCUAGCUAACGUGUCCAUUGUUUAUUAUAACGCAACAUCUUGCAAACUAGCAUGUCAGCGACGAACAUCGUGUAUAAUGUGCUAAUAUAACUUUCUAGUACGCUCGCAAGUGUAACGUUGACAAAGGGGAAUAAAGCGAUCUGUGCAAAAUAAGGUGCACGAGAUGCAGGAGGGAAAUAUUAAUGACGCUUUGCCUACCUCCAAGAACCACACAGGCUCCCAUCCCAUGCAGACUCCGAAGAACGAGGAUGCCUAUGAAAUCUCCAUUCCCUUUGAGGAGAACAACUUUGAGCAGCAAGGCUUCUUCAAUCAGAAUGAGCAGAGUUUUGAAGAGUCGCCCCCUCCCUCGGGUGCCCCCCCACCAGGCAGCUCGUACCUGCUGAUAACCAACCUGCGGACGCAGCUGCAGAUCUCACUGGAGAAGAACUCGUGGCUGCACAAACGCAUCGAUGACCUGGAGGAGGAGAGGGACUUCCUGCGUUGCCAGCUGGACCGCUUCAUCUUCUCUACCAAGACCCAGGGCCAUCAGAACCAGGGCCCCAGCGAGAGCCAGUACAGCAACGGCUAUGACUCUAGACGUUUUGAAUGGAAGCCGAGGAGAGAGGGGGAGCGGCCAGCUGAGCAGAAGUCCGAGCCACAGCGUUUCACAUCUCGUCAGAUAUUCCAGCGAAGACCAUCCCCCACUGCCAUGGCCCCACCCAAAAACCACACUUCCAGCACGAUAGCCAAUCAGAUGGCCGCGAUGAGCUCCAUGUACAGCUCCGGGGCCUCCCAGAGCCUCUUGCAGGGGCACAGCAGUGGCAGUAGCAGCGCUAUUAGAGCCACCAUGAGUGACAUGAAUGCACACGGGAGCGUAGGGCCAGAUUCCCUGUCCCUCCUGGGGGAGGCCGAGGAGUUCCUGGAGCAGGAUGGCUACAUGAACGAGGAGGAAAUGAUUUCAGGAGAGGAGGUGAUGUCCGAGGGCAUGAGCAGCGGUGGGCACCCAGGGAUGAAGAGGAGGCGGGUCUUCCGAUUCACCAGGGAGAGACAGAGAGUCAAAGACGCUGCAGGGGUUCUGUUUCGCUACAAGAAGAUCCUGCUGACCUACCAGCGGCUGAAGAACAUGUCUAAGGCCUUCCAGAUCCACGGCGUAGACCGCAACACGGUGGCCUCCACCACGCCCAUCGCUGAGAUGCUGCUGGUGGCCCCGGAGAAGGUGGCGGAGGUGGGCGAGUUUGACCCGUCCAAGGAGAAGCUGCUGGAUUACGCACGGCGCUGCUACGUCGCCCUGGACGAGGAGACGCUAAGCAGGGUGCAGGCCCUGAAGAAGAACAACCUGCUACUACCCAUCUCCUACAGGUUGAAAGGAGGAGAGGAUUCUCUUAAAGAGAAGGAAAGUCACGCGACCACAAACUGAACAAAGCAAAGAGUAGUUGCACACUCUAUUGCUCAGAUUCCAUCCUUUAGUAGAAUCAUUCCAGUGUUCUGUCAGAAAGCUUCCAGGUUCUGAAACAAAGGAAGUUAGCUAGCUGACUGACCACUGGUGUUGUGUCUGAACCAGAACAACAGAAUAAGCAGAUAUUCUUUGCUUUCGAAGAAGGAUGGGGACAGUUUUGGGGACAGUUCUACUGUGAGGCUAAGCUGUUGUACCACAAAUACAUCACUUUUUUUGUUGCACCAGAAUAUAUUCUGUCACUGUAAAGUGCCACUGUAGCAUACAGUUGUGAGAUGUGUCAUUUGACUGAAGUGUGGUGUAGUAUAACAUCACGUACCCUUUGUACUGUGCUACGAAGAUGAGUUUUUUACUAUAAUAGUAGUAUAAUUUACUAUGCUAUUUCACCAUCAGUUGAGAUUUGUGCUUUCUUUUUUCAGUCCUAUACUGCAAUACUUUGUUUGCUUGGGAAUAAUUUAUUACAAUUAGAUUGCAUACUAUUAGGUUUCUCUUUUUUUUGUGUUCCAAUAAGCUCAGUGAUUUCCACAAAAGAGACAAAAUACAAAAUGUUGAUUUUUAUUUGAACAUGUCUAUGUAAAUCAAUAUCAAUCACCAGUUCCCCAUUACGAUUGCAUGUUAAAUUAACUCUUGUUGGUCAGUUGUUUAGACAGAGCUGUUGUUGAACUUAAUAAUGAUGUUAAAAAAACAAUAGCAGUAGUAUUGGCGAUGGUGUAAUAUAGUGGUAUAUUGUGUGUGUGUGUGUGUUAUACUGAAACUGGUACAAGGAAUUGCUGAGACCCCAGGUUGUCUGAGUGUGUGAAAGGGUACCUCUCACUUUAAACUUCAUGUCUUACUUAUUCACAACACAAACUCUCCCAGGGACGGGUAUCAGUGUGUACAACUGCUGAAAUCAUGUUAUGUUCCAACACCUUUUAUACGGGUCAGAGAUGUCAUUUUUACCAAUCAUUUACUGAAAGGUACCGUACAACCUGUAUAAUUUAAGAUACCGGUCUCUGUGUGCAGCAUUUCAAAAAUGUUUAAUAUUGUAUUUCUCUUCAAGAAUAAUGAAGAGUAGCCUGUAAUUCAUUGAUUAUGAUUAUACAAAUUGUAUGGACUGUAAAAAUAGAAAUGCCAUUAAAGCAUUUGAUUUCUUUAAAAAAUCCUGA